UGGGUGUGUUUACAUAGCUGAUGAUGUAAACAGAAAAGACGCCUCAUCCGGAUAAGUCACAUACCAUAAAGGCAGGCUAUCUGUAUUUAUCUCGGCAAUAGUGAUUAAUUUUGGUUUUCCUUGAUAUGUUUUAAUUCAUAGAAACAAGGAGCAAUGGACUUCUACAUCAAUUUGAAGGUGAAUUUCAGGGGGAAUGCGAAGAAUUUUCUCCUGUCAGGUUCGGAGACGAAGAGUUGGGAGUCAAUGGAGGCCAUGGUGAAAAGGUCCUUUGGCCUGUGUAAUCUACAAGUUACUUAUUUUGAUGAGGAGAAUGAGGAGGUAUCCAUAAACAGCCAAAUGGAGUAUGAGGAGGCAUUAAAGAGUGCAUCCAGGCAAGGGAACCGGRUGCACAUGAAUGUGUAUGAGACKAGGGGUCAGCCCARGCGRGUGCCGGCCAAGGCCAGUGGAGGGGAGCCCAAGAYAGGGUUCCGUCCCCCACAGCACUGRCCAACCCUGGCUCAAGUGGUGAGCCGGAAGGUCCAGGCUGCUGUCCCCGAACAGGGCAUGGUGAUCAUGAAAGAACUAAAGGGGACCAAAGAGGAAGAUAAGACACCUCCAGCAUGGUUUACAUCUUACAUGGAGAAGUUCAAAGACCAAGUAGUGAGGGAGGCAGUGGAGAAGAUCUGUAGGGAGUUCUCGGGCCAGUGCUGCAUCCACAAGCCCAUUGGYGCUGAGGCCCAGAUCCCUGAGGUGACCUCCUCCACCCUGCCUGGGGGUCCUAGUUCCACCCCUGCCUGCAGCAGCUGCCGGGGCCAGACCGCUGGGGGAGGAUACCAGUGCAGUGUGUGUACGUCCUGCACACUGUGUGAGCCCUGCAGCUUCUCCCAUGACCCCAGCCACAACCUGGUGAGAGCCAGAACACCCCUCUCCAUCCCUGAGCACGGCUCACCAGCCCCAGACCARAGCAGGUUCUACCGGCGAGGGGACCGGAGCUUCCGUAAGGCGGAGAAGCAGCGUCUGAAGGCUGAGAAGCGUCAGCUGAAGGCGGAGGUAAAGGAGAUCAGGAAGCAGCUGAAGAUGGAAAGGAGGGGCCUGCAGUGGAGUGCCGCCGGAGACGGGAGCUCCUCCCCCGUCCUGCUCCAACCCAGGGCCACCCAGGCCAACAGCCCGGAGCGUCCCAAGCGGCCCUGCCCUCUGGUGGUGCCAGCCAUGACGGCCCUGUUCCUGGACGAGAACCUGCCUGAUGGGACUCGUCUUCGCCCGGGCACCAAGUUCAUCAAGUACUGGAAGAUGAGAAACACUGGCAGCGUGAGCUGGAGCACUGAAACCAAGCUGAAGUUCAUGUGGGGGAAUCUGGCGGUGGCGUCGGGCGACCGCUGGCGUGAGGUGGCUGUGCCUUUCCUGCAGCCAGGUCAGGUGGGCGUGGUAAGUGUGGCACUAUGCGCCCCGGCCCUGGACGGCUCAUACACCUCCCAUUGGCGUCUGGCACACGGUGGGGAGCAGUUUGGCCCUCGCGUCUGGUGCAGCAUUGUGGUGGACCCCCUGGCGCCUGCAGCCGUGAUGGCAGAUGGCGUGCUGGUGUCGCCCUGCGUCACCCCACAGGGGAAGAACCCCCUCUCCACAGAUAAGGGUGGGAAGUCUUGUGCUGUAGCCUCUAGGGAUCAAGCACUCAUGUCAGUGGACCAAGACGAACGAGAAUACUACAUUCCCUCUGUGGACUUGCUCACAGCCCAGGACUUACUCUCCUUUGAGCUGCUGGACAUCAACAUUGUUCAGGAACUAGAGAGCGUGCCCAACAACACCCCAGCAGAUAUGACCCCGUGCAUAUCCCCAUUGCAACAUGACGGUCCCCUGCAGGAGAAGCCCACCCUGCGGUUGAUCCAGGAGGAAGCAGAGGCCCAUCAGGCCCAGGGAGUCACAAGCAUCCAGCCGUCUCAGGGCCUGGGGCCAGGGGCGGAGGGGGGCCGGGUUCCAGCCCAGGAGGAGGGAGAGGAGGAUAUGAGCGGGACUCAGUUUGUGUGUGAGACGGUGAUGCGCUCGCUCACACUGGAGGAGGCCCCAGACCAUACACCCCUGCAUGGGAACUGCCCCGUCAAAGUGGUCCGCCCAGCAGCCCAAGGUGGCUCCGCCUCCUCUUCUCUUAAAGGGAAAGGUGUUGAGAAGCGUUUGGAGGUGAGGUCCGAGAAAACCCGGGACAUAUCCCCCGUGGCCCCAGCCCUAGCACCACCCCAGCUGGCUAUACCAGAGCUGAUGAUGCCAGAUGAGGGACUGGAGUCAGACAUCGAGAGCAUCUGCAUGGACGCCAGAGGGGACAAAGACAAGGGCGAAGAUAAAGGAGAGUUGACAGAGGGGAACAGGGGCGCCCGCAGCCGUUCCUCCUCGGCCUCAUCCGAGGAUUACAUCAUCAUCCUCCCUGACUGCUUCGACACCAGCCGCCCCCUGGGAGAGUCCAUGUACAGCUCCGCCCUCUCCCAGCCUGGCGACGCCCCCGACACACCCACAGACCCCGACCGCCAGGGCCGUACCACUCCCGAGGGGGAGCAAGAUGAAGCAGAAGAGACAGUUUCAGGCUCCAGCAGCGCCAACGAUAUGCUGUGCACCUCCCAGACGUUGGACGCCGUGCCCCUAACCCCUGUGGUGGUGGCACCCCCUCGGCUCAACUCAGCUCUUACACUCAGCCUAGACAGCAAUGAUCAGACCGAGGCAGCAGCAGAGUCCCUGGACAGGACUGAGGUCUACCAGCAGGGAGAGUCAGAGGAUGGUUCCAAGCAGCCAGACAGCCAACCAGACAGCCCAUCUGCUUCUGGUGACUCAGAAGACAACUCCGAAGACCCUAGGCACCCAGGCAUCACUGGAGGCCUGGUAAAGGGAGCCCUGUCUGUCGCAGCAUCCGCCUACAAGGCUCUGUUCACUGGGCAGCCUGGCCCAGUGCAGCCCCCAGUGGAUGGAGCCACCCAGGACACCAUGAUGGGGGUGCUGGUGGAGAUGGGCUUUGGUGACCGGCCUCUCAACCAGCGGCUGCUGAAGAAACACAACUACAACCUGCUGGACGUGGUCAAUGAACUGGUCCAGAUGACCGACAAUGACUGGUACUCCACCCGCUACUGAGGAGAGAGGCAGGAGGAGGAGGAGGAGCUGGGGUGGUGUCAUGGGUUUAACCUCUGAUGCCUUGACCUCUUGUCUCUUCUUACUCUUUUUAGAUUUGGACCAAGUUGACAGGAGAUAUCCUGAUUAUGACCUAGAGACAUUCCCACGGACUUUGGGAUAUUUAGACUAUCAAAUAGCUACAGUAUGUAUGUAUGUAGAUUAAUUUAACAUGGCCGUUUCUGCCUGUUGGCUUUUGCAUAGGAAAGGGGGAGACUGAAGGGGGGUGGAUGAGGUGGGCUACUCUUUCCAGGAGAACACCUUCAUUGCUGUGGUAACAAAUGGCAAACAUAUCACAAGUUGCUAUCGCCAAGCCAUUCCUGUUAAACAGUAUACUCACCCUUGAAGUCAUAGAUUGGAAUACAGGCUGAAUAUGCAGCCAUAGACCAGGUAUAUUCAACAAGAGUUACAGUAUGUGUAAGUUUAGCUGAAGGGGUGUUGGGUGUAAUAUUUAUCACAGAGCCAGAACCAUAUAGGUCUUACGAUAUGAUAAGCUGUGGCAAUAGUCAACAUUGUAUGACGUUAAUCACCUUCAUAGAGUGUUUGAAUAGUGGACACGUCAGGUCCUCGUUCCAAGCGUGAAUGACUGUCAGUGUUGGAGAAUGCUAUGCUUCUUUCAGAUCACAGCAAUUAAACACACACACACCCACAUGCUUAAACCUUUCUCAGCUUAACUGUUCAAAGUAUCAGCGUACUGUAGACAUAUGAUGUGUCUUAUUGAUUCAAGAUAAUCAUUCCCCUACUUUCUGUGAUGUCGUGCCAUGGCUGACAACAUGCUAUGGAUAUUUGUGCGUAAUGGUGUACACAUUAAGUAUUUUUGAAAUGAGGACCAUUACAUUGAUGCAGUCCAUUUAAUUCCAUUUUGAGAGGGUUAUUUAAUCACCAUUCUUAACUAGGAGUAUAUUUGGGUUUAAAAAUAAUCAUGUAAAUAUAAUAUACAAAUGUUUUUUUGUUGCACGUGGAAGACAAAUAUUGAUGCAAACCCAAAAGACUAGCUGCUCAAGAAGUGAAGGACGUAAUCAUUUUUAAGAUCCUGUUGAAGGGAUUUUAUUUAUCAAGAAAUGAAUGAACCUCCUUUACAAAAUGUCUUCAAUCUGCUCUAUAUUGUCCUGAGGGAGGGGGGUUAUUUUCAGAACCAUACAGGGGGCCUGGUGAUCAUGAUAUAUCAAAAGCAUUGACUCGUUCCACUUGGUAUCAUUCUUUAAACUUGGUAUAAUUUUUUACACUUGGUAUCAUUCUUUAAACUUGGUAUCAUUUUUUACACUUGGUAUCAUUCUUUAAAAAAAAUAUACGUCAAGUUCUUUCACUGCUUGAUUUCAGUUUUCAAGUUUUAUGUAACAAGUUUGAAAUGCUUUUAUUAUUUUCCAAUAUGGAAAUGCUAACGUGUUUCAGGUAAUCCUAGGAGGUCAUCUUUGUUGUUAAAAGAGUUUUUGUUUUAGAGUUGAUUGCUUGAGGGCUGUUUUGGAAAUGUAAAGGAAGAUUUGCCUGUGUUCUUCUGGUUGAAGCUUUCUCACGUCAUUGUGCUUGAAUUUCCACUGUUCUAAUAUGUUUAUAUUUGAAGAAAAGAUACUGGAAAGGUUUGCUUAAGUCUUGUACACUAAGGGGAACUUGACAGGGUUGUGAGCAUUGUGAAAAAGAAUUAACACUUAGUGGCCAGUCAUAAUGUAGCAAAUGGAUAUUGGUAAAAAUCAUUAGUACUAUUUUGGUAUAGUAUAGUCUUAAUGGUUCUUAGGGUUUGUCUUACCAAAGGAUGUGUCUGCUAAAUGACUAAAAUGUACAGUCCUACCAGGUGAUGGUAUCUGAUUUAUUGCCACUUAUGAGUCAACUUUUAGGGUGUCAAGGAGAAACGGAAUUCAAGGACAAUAAGGAUUGUGGUCUUUUGAAUUAAAAUGUAAAAGUAAGCUUUGGCCAUAGUGGAAAACUAUAUGUCAUAAAUUAUGGCAGGUUAAUGAAGGUCAGAAACAGUGUGCUUCAUAGAUUUCUCCAUACAUGUACUUGAAACAUUCAUACCUUCCAUAUAUGGGCAGGAUAUUUUCAUAGAGGGUGAAGAAUGAGAACUCCAAAAGGUUUUUGGGGAGGGAUAAUGUGCAGUUUGUCUGAACUCUUUCUGUGUUGCACUUAAAAGACUUGCCUGGAACCCUGACGUUGAAUUGCAUUGAAUUCUAGGUCGGGCAGAAUUUAGCAUUUGAAUCAGGAAAAGUUUAUACUCACGACCUCUACAAGCCAGAAUGUUGAAUAAAAUGAUAUUUUAAUGUACUUUACCGGCAUGCACACAUGAUAAAAAUACAUGCAUUACUUGCCGAGCUCYUGCACGUGUUUACAUGGUUUUGCGCACGCUUCAGGUGAUAGAAAUCUUAAUGUAAUUCUACUUUUCUGUGGAUAUUGUCUCACAUUCCUUCCACCAAAAGGACCAACCACACAGACAACCGGUUAAAGUACGUAAAAACAAUUUUAUUCAACAUUCUGGCUUGUAGAGAUUCAAAAGCUCAUUUCUGCCUACCUAGKAUUCAAUGCAAUUCAAUGUUGGGUUUCCAGGCCAUUAAAAGACAUAGGCUACCUGUGAUGUACAAAUAUCUGUCUCUAAUAAAAGUCACUACACUUA
Messenger RNA from Salvelinus sp. IW2-2015, 5725 nucleotides. Its product is annotated as next to BRCA1 gene 1 protein. Gene Ontology annotation, molecular function: ubiquitin binding. Gene Ontology annotation, biological process: macroautophagy. The record is from RefSeq and is a predicted model, not a curated record. Gene Ontology annotation, cellular component: phagophore assembly site. Lineage: Eukaryota; Metazoa; Chordata; Actinopteri; Salmoniformes; Salmonidae.